AUGCCUGAUUUGAUUCUAAAAGAUUUUUUGGAUAGUCACAAAUCCAAAAUGCAGAAGAAAGCAGAACGUAUUUUUGAGUGCAAAGAAGAAGCGCAUCUCAAGGCUGUUUACACAGAGCUCUUCAUCACAGAGGGAGAUAUGAAAGAUGUCAAUCAGGAACAUGAGAUUCUGAAGAUUGAUGAUGCUUUCAACAAGAACAAACAAACACAGGACAAACCAAUCAAGUGCAAUGAUAUAUUUACACUAUUAAGGAAAAACAAUGAGGAAAAGAUUGUGCUGACCAAGGGAGUUGCUGGCAUUGGAAAAACUGUCUCUGUGCACAAGUUUAUCCUGGAUUGGGCAGAAGGAGAAGCCAAUCAGAAUAUACACUGUGUGUUCCUGCUUCCAUUCCGAGAUAUAAACCCAAUGACAAAAAAAAAAUUCAGUCUCCACGAGCUUCUGCUGGAAUUUUAUCCUAAAAUGAAGGACCUGGAGAAAACAAAGUUAUAUGAGGAACGUAAUCUAGCAUUUAUUUUUGAUGGACUUGAUGAGAGUCGCCUGCCUUUGAAUUUUAAAAGUGAACCAUUGAACACUGUUGAGAAAAGAUCAUCUGUAGAUGUGCUGUUCACAAGUCUGGUCAAAGGGACUCUGCUUCCAUCAGCUCUGGUCUGGGUGACCUCACGACCAGCAGCAGCCAAUCAGAUCCCUCCUGAACAUGUGGGUUUGUUCACUGAGGUGCGAGGAUUCACCGACCAACAGAAGGAGCAGUACUUCAGAAAGAGAAUCAAAGAUGAGACUCUGGCCUCCAGAAUCGUCUCACACAUCAAGAAGUCUCGUAGUCUCUACAUCAUGUGCCACAUUCCUGUGUUCUGCUGGAUCACAGCCACAGUACUUCAGGAUAUCCUCAUCAAGAACAGUGAAGAGAGCAUCAGCACAACACUCACUGAAAUGUACAUCCACUUCCUGCUGAUACAGAUGAACAUGAAGAACCAGAAAUAUGAUGUACAAAAAGAAAGAGAAUGUACAGAGCACUUACAAUUAAAUAGAGAAAUGAUUUUGAAGUUAGCCAAGCUAGCGUUUGAACAGCUGAAGCAGGAAAACAUUGUGUUCUAUGAGAAAGAUCUGAAAGCAUGUGGUAUUGAUGUGAGUAAAGACACUGAGUUCACAGGAAUGAUCGCUGAGAUCUUUAAGAAGGAAAAGGGACUUCAUGAGAAGAAGGUCUUCUCCUUUGUGCAUCUGAGUGUUCAAGAGUUUCUCGCUGCAGUGCAUGUGUUCCUCUGUUACCUGAACAAGAACAUGCGGGAGCUUCAGUUUUUCUUUAAAGAUUCACAAAAAACAGCCAGACAAACGCUUCAGUUCCUCUUUAGAAAUGUCAGAUUUCAUGACUUAAUAAAGUGGGCCACUGAUAAAGCCAUGGAGAGUCAGAGAGGACAUCUGGACCUGUUCCUGCGGUUUCUGAUGGGAAUUUCACUGGAAUCCAGUCAAAGCCUGCUCCAAGGCCUGAUCACACACACUGAAGACACCUCAGAGAGUGUCACAAAAAUAAGUGCACACUUAAAACAAAGACAAAAAGAGGACAUCUCAGAUGAAGCUGCAGUCAACCUGUUUUACUGCUUACUUGAGCUCAAGGAUCAUUCAUUAUAUGAGGAAAUCCAGAGAUACCUCAGUUCAGAUGCACAUCCAGGAAGAGAACUCUCAUCUUCAAUGUGUUCAGUGCUGACCUACAUACUGCUGAUGUCAGAGAAGGUGCUGGAUGAGUUCAACCCAAAGAGAUUCACGUCAUCUUCAAACUACAAGAGACUCAUUCCAGCUGUGAGAUGCUGCAGAAAAGCCCUGUGA
This is a messenger RNA of Sinocyclocheilus rhinocerous, 1818 nucleotides long. RefSeq names its product protein NLRC3-like. The record is from RefSeq and is a predicted model, not a curated record. The transcript is spliced from 2 exons. NCBI's taxonomy places the organism in Eukaryota, Metazoa, Chordata, Actinopteri, Cypriniformes, Cyprinidae. Bases 1 to 1818 code for a protein of 605 amino acids.